Myxocyprinus asiaticus (Chinese sucker) is the source of this 1673-nucleotide messenger RNA. RefSeq names its product gastrula zinc finger protein XlCGF7.1-like. Gene Ontology annotation, biological process: regulation of transcription by RNA polymerase II. The coding region runs from base 243 to 1079 and encodes 278 amino acids. Gene Ontology annotation, molecular function: RNA polymerase II cis-regulatory region sequence-specific DNA binding; DNA-binding transcription factor activity, RNA polymerase II-specific. The transcript has 2 exons. NCBI's taxonomy places the organism in Eukaryota, Metazoa, Chordata, Actinopteri, Cypriniformes, Catostomidae. The record is from RefSeq and is a predicted model, not a curated record.
GUCUGCUUAAAUUCUGAGGAAAUUUUUGUGUUUUUGAGCGCUCCAGCUUUUAAAGUGAAUAAAACGAUAAAUAUUCAAAAGUGUUUUUAAACAAAUGUGCUCCAGUAACAGCGAAAUAUUAUAAUGUGAUGGUAAUGUUUUUAUUUGGGUUCUGCAUGUUCAUUUGUACCAGUUUUUGAAGUUCUGCUGAGAUGAUCUGAACAAAAGAAAUUACGGUGCACCGCAAGGAACGAAAAACCCUGAUGGAAGCAAAAGAGGAAAAUCAGGAACUGAAUGUCAUGGAGGAGAAACCGCGUCAGUAUCCGGAACCAUAUAAAUUAAUAAUUGGUGAAAAAUCUGUUGGUUUUUCACAGACUAAGAAGAAUUUCUCACAAAAAAAAACUAAACAUUUGAGAGCAAAUAAAUCUUUCACCUGCCUUCAUUGUGGAAAAAGUUUUACAGAGAAAGGAAGCCUUAAGCGUCACAUGAGAAUUCACACUGGAGAGAAGCCAUACACAUGUCAUCAGUGUGGAAGGAGUUUCACACAAGCAGGCAAUCUCACAGUUCAUCUACGCUCUCACUCUGGAUUAAAGCCAUUUAACUGUGAUCAGUGUGGCAAAAAUUUUACAUUGGCAUCAGAUCUAAAGAUGCACCAGGCAAUUCAUGCAAAUAAGAACCUUUACAUGUGUUGUGGAAAGAGUUUUUCAUGGCUGAAAAGUUUUAAAGCUCACCAGAAACGACAUACCAAUGUAAAAAUUAAUGUCUGCUCUGAGUGUGGUAAAGCCUUUGCUAAUAUCUAUGAUUUCAAUGUGCAUCAAAGAAUCCAUACUGGAGAAAAACCUUUCAAGUGUUCAUAUUGUGGAAAGAGUUUCACUAUUUCAGGACACCUGAAAGAACAUGAGAGAAUCCAUACUGGAGAGAAGCCAUACCACUGCACUUCAUGUGGAAAGAGUUUCACUAAUUCGGGAAACCUGAAAGCACAUGAAAGAAUGCAUACUGGAGAGAGGCCGUACCACUGCACAUCGUGUGGGAAGAGUUACAGGUUCUCGAGUGCUCUAUUGGCUCAUAGAAAAAAAUAUUGCUCAAAGUUGACACAGUGAGAAAAAAAAUUUCUUAAUCGUGAUUAAACGCAUUUACCGUAAAUACAGUGUAAACCAGCAUAAACACUGGUUGAAAGGGCGGAACCUUUGCGAUGUGUCCGCCCAGAGUAAUUACACACACACACACACACACACACAGAGCAGUGAUUCAAUGUCUGUGAUAAAGUGAAGGUUAUUUGUUGUACAAAACAAGCCUAGAUGGAACUUGUGAAAUAAAUCAAGUAUUUUUCAGCCUAAGAUGCAUUUUAAUUACCACAGAAGCACGUCAAGUCUAAACUAUCACUAAAGCGCAGAAUAAGACGUUUUUGUCUAAGCGCUUUUCAUGUGGAGUUAAAAGUGGCUCAGAUGCCCUGACAUGAAUCAUGAAUGUGGCUUCAUGAUUGCUGUAACAAAGUGGAUAGCCACACAGCAGAUAGUCUACCAGCAGAUUAAUACUGUGGAGGCGUUUAAGAGAUUUAAUGCCUAUUAAAAUGAAUAUGCAACCUAUGGAGAGACUAGUUCUUUCAAUUAUUCAAACUCCCACUUAAACUUUGGGAAACGUUUAAUGUUACUUCAACUGGUGAUAUUUUGCUGCAUUUCUAUCUUUGUACUGUG